Panicum virgatum (switchgrass) is the source of this 1202-nucleotide messenger RNA. RefSeq names its product AB hydrolase superfamily protein YfhM-like. NCBI's taxonomy places the organism in Eukaryota, Viridiplantae, Streptophyta, Magnoliopsida, Poales, Poaceae. The coding region runs from base 69 to 1004 and encodes 311 amino acids. Gene Ontology annotation, molecular function: hydrolase activity. The record is from RefSeq and is a predicted model, not a curated record. The transcript has 5 exons.
UGCUUCCACUAUUUUCCUCGUCAAGUAACUAAUCUACACAAACCAAGGCAGCACAUCGGAAAAGAAAGAUGAAUCAGGAGAUAGAACACUCCUACUUGCCCAUCAGAGGGCUCAAGCUGCAUAUAGCUCAUCUUGGAAAAGGUGAAGUUGGGACCUUGCUCUUUAUUCAUGGCUUCCCUGAGGUAUGGUACUCCUGGAGGCACCAAAUGGUUGCAGCAGCGGCAGCUGGGUUCCGUGCAAUUGCUCCUGAUCUCCCCGGCUAUGGCCUCUCAAAUCCACCUUCUGACUUAGCACAAGCAUCAUGGGAGGGCUUGAUCAAAGAUCUCCUAUCGAUUCUUGAUUCUCUGGCCAUUUCUAAGGUAUUCCUUGUUGCAAAGGAUUUUGGUGCCAAGCCAGCAUUUGAUCUUGCUCUCUGCCACCCAGACCGUGUAUGUGGAGUUGUGACCUUUGGAGUGCCUCCUCUCGUGGAAAGCCUCAGUCUUAGUGGACUUCCUGAGGGAUUCUACAAAUACAGAUGGAGGGAGCCUGGAAGAGCAGAGUCUGAUUUUGGCCGGUUUGAUGUGAGGAGGAUCAUGCGCACAAUCUACAUCCUCUUCUCGAGGAGUGAAAUUCCUGUUGCCAAGCUAGGACAAGAGAUUAUGGACCUUGUAGAUGACUCAACACCGAUGCCUUAUUGGUUCGGGGAAGAAGACCUCUCUGCUUACACUAACCUGUAUGAAAAAUCAGGUUUCAUCACGGCCUUACAAAUUCCGUACAGGACCAAACCUGCAAAAGCUGAAUAUGCUAAGCCAAGGUUUGAAAUGCCAAUGUUUGUAAUAAUGGGUCAGAAGGACUACAUCCUCAAAUUUCCAGCACUAAAGGACUACAUUUCAAGUGAAAAGCUGAAAGAAAUAGCCCCAGACCAUGAGAUUACUUACAUUCCAGAAGGAUCCCAUUUUGUUCAAGAGCAAUUUCCUGAACUUGUCAAUCAGCUUAUGAUAGACUUCCUCUGUAAGCAUGCAUGAGUUGGCAGCAAGGGCGUGGCCAAUCCAAAUAAAGUUACAGUCUGAAUGGAAAAGGAACAGCUAUCAGGCCACAAUAAUAUAGUGUCAAUAAUUCCAUAUAAUAUCAACAAAAAAGGGGUCAUUAUCUGUAUGCUCCGAGGGUGGUACGUAAACUUUGUACCAUUAUUCAGAAGUAAAUUUAUCCAUCUUUCAAUAGAA